Messenger RNA from Drosophila bipectinata, 2280 nucleotides. RefSeq lists its product as uncharacterized. Gene Ontology annotation, molecular function: nucleic acid binding; zinc ion binding. The record is from RefSeq and is a predicted model, not a curated record. Lineage: Eukaryota; Metazoa; Arthropoda; Insecta; Diptera; Drosophilidae.
AUGGAGGAGCUGAUAGCCAAGUUGCCGCUAAGCAAGAGGUUGGACUGGGCAAGGCAUGCGGCCACGAUACAGCCGUAUCCGACGGUGGCGCACCUGAGCGAGUGGCUCCAUGAAUUCGCCAAACUGGUGUGCACUGUCUCGGACGCCAGGGAACAACCGAAGCGAAGGAUUCUGCACGCGAAUAGUGUUCGCGAGGAGGAGCGAUAUGUCGACCGCCCCAGAUGCUGCCCUAUAUGCGAGGGACAGCACCAGGUCAGGGACUGCGAGGACUUCAUCAGCGCCUCUACAACGACACGGAUCGAGUCCGCGAGGAAGCGACGACUGUGCUUCUCGUGUCUGGAGCCCGGACACAUGUCCCGGUUCUGCAGGAAGAGCCGCGGAUGCAACGUCCUCGGAUGCCAGAUGAGGCAUCACCACCUGCUCCACGAAGUACCUGAACGAUCCAAACGGCCGCCAGUCGCAGAUGGGGGCCACAGGAGGGAUCUGGACCGACAGCCGUACAGAGACGGCAACAAUCGGAGGGGAGUGCCACGGUCAGUGGAUUCCAGCGAAAGGAACCAUCCUACGUCGGCCGCAGUUGAGUUGCCGCACCGAAACCUCAGCAUCGACUCAAUUGGAUGCCACCUGCUGUUCGGGAUUCUACCCGUGACGCUGUACGGCGAGAAUACGAAGGUCGACACGUACGCACUGCUGGAUGAAGGAUCGUCUGUCACACUCAUCGACGACGAACUCAUCCGCAGCCUGAACCUGAAAGGCGAGAGUCGACAGCUGAAUGUGCAAUGGUUUGGUGGAAAAUCCGCCAAAGAGCACACGAAGGUGGUCAGUCUGCAGAUCAGCGCAGCGGGCAAACCAAAGCGCCAUGGGCUGAAAAAUGUGUACGGAGUGGCCAAUCUGAACCUUCCGAUGCAGAGCCUGCGUCAGGAGGAUGUACAGGCAGUGAAGGCGAACACGCGUCUGCCGGUGAUGCCGUACAACAAUGCGACGCCGAGGAUCCUAAUUGGACUGGAUCAUGCGUAUUUAGGAGUACCCUUCAGAACCAAAAGUUAUGGAUCUGGAGGGCCGUUUGCAGCAGACACCGCACUUGGAUGGGUUGUAUAUGGACCGGUGAACGGAAAGCCGAGCUCGCCGCUUCUGAGUUCGUGCCUCCUAGCCGUGCCCCAGGAUGAUCUUCUGGAGAAGAUGGUCAGCGACUACUUCGAGACCGAGAAUUUCGGAGCGAAGCCGGUGCAGCCAGUCGCAGCUGGCAGAGUGGACCUGGAGCCGUCAGUCGGAGAUAGCGGCGACGCACGGGCCCUGAGCACCCUGGAGAAGACGACCAAACGUGUAGGCCAGAGAUACGAGACCGGGCUGCUAUGGAAGGACGACGAAGUGAGAUUGCCGGAGAGCUACAGCAUGGACCUCAGGAGGCUCGUCAACAUAGAGCGUAAAAUGAAGCGCGAUGUGGACUUCGCGUCGGCUUACAUCCGGAUAAUGGACGAUUAUGUCAAGAAGGGAUACGCACGACGACUGGAGGCCCAGGAAGUCCAGAGGUUUCAGAAGGGCAAAGUGUGGUACCUGCCGCACUUUGGAGUGGAAAACCCAAACAAGCCUGGGAAAAUCCGGCUGCUUUUCGAUGCGGCUGCCAAGGUGGACGGUGCAGACAUCAAGGAGAUGUUUCAUCAGGUACUGAUGCAGCCGAAGGACAGAUGCGCCCAGAGGUUUCUGUGGAGAGACGGAGACGACCAGCGAGAGCCGGACGUAUACGAGAUGACAGUGAUGACGUUCGGAGCGGCCUGCUCACCAUGUUCGGCGGACUACGUGAAGACCGUGAAUGCCUUGCGGUAUAGCAGCACGGACCCGCGAGCAGCCCUGGCAAUCAACGAAUACCACUACGUGGAUGACUACGUCGACAGAUUCGCCAGCGAGGACGAAGCUAUCGCCAUCUCGACACGGGUGAGGGAAAUUCAUUCUGAAGCAGGUUUUGAUUUGUGCCGAUUUACCUCCAGUUCGGCAAGUGUGGUCAGAGCGCUGAACCCACUUGAGUCCAUCGCCAGCGUCGGAUGGACCGAAGCUGAAGAGAAGGUACUUGGGAUGUACUGGCAGCCGGCUACCGAUGAUUUCAAGUUCGGCGUCAAGUACCAUCGAGUCCCGAGGAACGUGAUGACGGGGGAACGAGUCCCUACCAAGAGGGAGUUCCUAAGCCUGGUGAUGUCUACGUUUGACCCGAUUGGGUUCCUGAGCUGCUACAUGGUGACUGCCAAACUGCUGCUGAGGGAGAUUUGGCGGAGAGGAGUCAACUGA